Messenger RNA from Saccostrea cuccullata (small rock oyster), 1946 nucleotides. RefSeq names its product cytochrome P450 2J3-like. The record is from RefSeq and is a predicted model, not a curated record. Bases 52 to 1536 code for a protein of 494 amino acids. Gene Ontology annotation, cellular component: intracellular membrane-bounded organelle; cytoplasm. Gene Ontology annotation, biological process: xenobiotic metabolic process. Gene Ontology annotation, molecular function: oxidoreductase activity, acting on paired donors, with incorporation or reduction of molecular oxygen, reduced flavin or flavoprotein as one donor, and incorporation of one atom of oxygen; iron ion binding; heme binding. The transcript is spliced from 4 exons. NCBI's taxonomy places the organism in Eukaryota, Metazoa, Mollusca, Bivalvia, Ostreida, Ostreidae.
AGAAACUAUUUAUAAAUAGGGAAACACACAAAAAAAAUUAAGAUAAAAGAAAUGUCGUUCUUCGGUGAAAUAUUUACGUUCACCAACGUACUUUUUCUGUUAUUACUCGUUCUGUUGCUGAUUUUAUGGAAACGCAGUCAAAUUCCAAAGGACCUACCCCCGGGUCCCAAAGGAAUACCUUUACUAGGAGUUGUUAACAUAAACCCGCAAAAGAUGUUUGAACAAUUCCGAGAGUUUCGGAAAGAGUAUGGGGAUGUCUUUGGGUUUUACAUAGGUAGAAGUUACUCUGUUGUAAUAAACGGAGAGGAAACAAUAAGGGAUGUGUUUGUCAAGAAAGGAGAUCUUUAUUCUGAUAGACCGGAUUAUAUAUUAACCACAGAAUUUGGUGGUAACCAGGGAAUUUUAUCAAAUUCCGGGAAAUCAUGGAAGGAACAGAGGACAUUUGCUCUUGCAACACUGCGGGACUUCGGAGUUGGAAAACGAAGCCUUGAGGGGCGGAUCCUUGAAGAGGUGGAAGUAUUCCUAGAAGCAGUCAGACAGCAGGACGGACAAGCAUUCGAUGUAAAGCCCUUCAUCCACGUCAGCGUGUCGAACGUGCUGUGCUCAAUUUUAUUUGGGGAAAGAUUCCGACAUGAUGAUGCAGCGUUUUUGGAAUUGGUUAAGCUCCUAAAUGAGUGUUUAACAGGAGCAGCACUUAUUUCUCUGAUUGAGUACUUUCCAUUUCUGAGGUACCUUCCAGGAGAUUUGAUGGGCCUGAAAAUGUUGAAACGGAAUACGGCAAAGUUGGAGGCCUUCUACAGCAAGAUAAUUAUGGAACAUAAAUCAAAAUGGAUUGAAGGGAAAAAGGACGACUUCAUCGACUAUUACUUGACGGAAAUGCAUCAUCGUAGAAACGAGAGUGACAAUGUGUUCAACGAGAAAGAACUGAUUCGCGUCCUGUCUGACAUGUUCAAUGCCGGAACUGACACUACAGCCACAGUGAUACGCUGGAUCAUAGCGUACCUCAUCAACUACCCAGAUGUCCAAACCAAACUCCGCAGAGAAAUUCAUGAUCACCUCGGCAAAGAUCGCUUGCCCUCUUUGGACGACCGCUGUAAUCUUCCCUACACACUAGCGGUCAUCAACGAGGUACUCCGAAUUGGUAUUCCUUCUUUCGGAGUUCCCCACACAGCAGCCCAAGACACAUACAUUAACGGAUACAGAAUACCCAAAGGAUGUGCCAUGCUGCCUAAUAUUGAUUCUGUAAACUUUGACCCUGAAAAGUUUCCUAAUCCAGACGAUUUUAACCCCGAUAGGUUUAUCAAAGAAGAUGGAAAAUUUAAUGAUAAUUUGAAGAUUUUGACAUUUUCAAUAGGAAGAAGGGUUUGUCUCGGAGAAUCUUUAGCCAGGUUUGAAAUCUUCCUGUUUACCGCCUCCAUUGUCCAAAAGUUUGAGUUUCUACAAGAGGGGCCUUUACCCCCCUCCACAGCACCUGUCCUUGGAAUCACCUUCAGUCCCAGGGAUUUCAAGUUCUGGGCCAAGCUGAUCGAUUCAUAGUACACGCAGAUAACCUAGAGGACCACAAAACAUGUUCCUACGAUAUACAUUGUGGGUGUAAAGUCUUUGAUAAAAAACGAUAUUUGAAAAACGUGGAUAUCUGGCAUGUGAUUUUUGCUAAUCUGCGAUGGACAAAGACAGCUAAGAGACUUGAUUGUGGUUCUUAGCUGUGGUACAUGUAUUUUCAUUCAAUUGCCCGGUGAAUUUAGGUGUGAAAUUAAAAUGAACAAAUACUAAAAGAGACCCUUAAUUUAUAAAUACAUGUUUGAAUGUACACUUAAUAUUUUACCCAAUGCAAUAUUAACGAUUGAAUUGUAUGUGAAAUGCUGAAUACUGGCCAUUCCAUGUUAUUGCCUAUGAUACAGAUGUGAUACACAAACUACUAAAUUAAAUGUUAUGUGAUCCAUGUA